Tigriopus californicus is the source of this 2035-nucleotide messenger RNA. RefSeq names its product pinin-like. NCBI's taxonomy places the organism in Eukaryota, Metazoa, Arthropoda, Copepoda, Harpacticoida, Harpacticidae. Gene Ontology annotation, cellular component: catalytic step 2 spliceosome. The transcript is spliced from 2 exons. The record is from RefSeq and is a predicted model, not a curated record. The coding region runs from base 156 to 1934 and encodes 592 amino acids.
AUGGAUGUGAUUAAUUUCUCCCCACUCCACCAACGAGCCAAAAGGGGCUGAGACCGACGAGACCGACCUGCCGUGCCUCUAGGCGUCCAUCCAGCGAUUGAAUCCUCUCUCGCUUCGUACACCUGUCCGGACAUCCAUUCCAACCCGCCAAGGCCAUGGCCAUGGCCACUACGACGACCAACCCUCAUGACCCCGUGGGGGCACCCGUGCAAGAUUUCCGAUCGGUGCUAAGCCAGAGGCUCUCGGCCAAACAAUCCACGCUGAAAGCCACCGAAGAUACGCUGCGCCGGUACUCUGCCCCGCACCUCACCACCAACGCCGGUGUGUAUGAAGGCAAACCCGGACGAUUUCAGCAUCGACUAGGCCCGCCGGUCAACGGCGCAGCUGGCCCUAAUGUUGAGGGUCAACGGCCGGCUCUGCGUGGGCGCCUAGGACCUGUCAGUGCGCCAGGGGUGCGAUUGGCAGCGGGUGCGGCAAGACGCCAUAAUCGUGUGGUGGGUCCCGAGGAUGCGGGAGAGAGCGAGGAGCCCGAGGAGCGCAAUGUGGGUGUCAAGAGUGUGCUGAGUCGCGUAGUGAUUGAACAGAAAUCGCGAGAAGACGCCUUGAAAGAGAAGCAACUGGAUAAGAAAGAGGUGCAGCGCAAUCGGCGCAUGUUUGGCAAUCUUCUGGGCACAUUGCAGCGAUUCCGCCAGGAUGAGACCAAGAUCAAGGACAAAGUGGAGAAGAAACGUGAGAUUGAGCAAAAAAUUGACGAGAAAACCGCCCGGGAGAAACAAGAACUUAUGCAAGAGAAACGCAAUCUUGUGCAAGAGAAGAAACGCCAACAGCAUGAAAUUCGGGUUAUUCAGGUACAAAUGAAACGAGUGGAGCAGUUUGAGGCCUGGGAAAAGGCCAAACGUCAUGAGAUGAAUUCAAUUCGCACAUCUACCGGACAUCCACAUACGAUCUACUACUGCCCGCGUGAGCACAACGAGCUCACUUUGACCAAGUUGGAAGAGACGAUGGAUGUGAUUGAAAACGAGAUCAAGGACAUGCGUGUCAAAUUCGAAGAGGAUCUGCUCAAAAUCGACGAAAAGGUCAAAGAUUUGACCAAGGACCCAGAAUUGGAAGAUUUCUAUGAAGAUGAGCCAGACGAGGACGAAGACCCUCUUAAGCCUAAAUCUCAAAUUGUGUCCGCAAUUGUGGUACCCCCUUCGAAUGAAUCCACGGACGAGAAGGCCCCACCGCCCAAACGAGUUGCUCCGGCAAACGAAGCCGACCGCCCGAGGAAAAGAUCACGCCCAGAAACUAAUGAGUCCAACGGGAAAUCCCCUCUAGAACAAGAUGAACAGAUUAAGGUGCCAGAGAAAGCCCCUGGACCAACAAAGGAUGACAUCAGUGGGGCCAAAAAAGAGGAGACCAGCCUGGAAACCAAGCCCAAACGCGAGCGAUAUCGCAGUAAAUCGCCUUCAACUUUGCGGCCUCGCAGUAAGUCUCCCCUAGUCGGGCGUCAGCAUAGUAAAUCGCCCGCGGCUCCACCAUCGCAAAAGAAACGACAAUCGUCGCCUUCACCUCGGACUUUAAAGAAAAAACGCGCCUCAUCGACUAGAAAAAAAGUGACUCCGAAAAAGCGAAGAAGACGAGACUCGUCAAGUUCAAACUCCUCCGACUCUUCUGAGUCCGACUCAGACUCUUCUCAAUCAUCUUACAGUGAUUCAAGCUCGUCCUCAUCCUCUGAUGGCUCAAGAAGCUCUGAUUCGAGUGAAGAUGAGCGGCAAAAGAAAAGAACGAGCAAGAAGAGAACCACUACCACUUCAACAAGGAAUGGAAAGAAAGACCGUAGGAGAUCAGACCGAGAUCGCUCUUCUAAGAAGGCCCAAGACGUGGAUUUAAGGAAGGUGAAGAAAGAGCCCAAGAUCAAACAAGAGGUCAUCAAGCAAGAGAAGAAGGAUUGAACAAAUGAACUAAUACAAGUGUGUCUGUUGUUUAUGUUCCCGUUUCAGGGAUGUUGUCUGUUUUUUUAAGGUCUCAAGAAUAGACAGAUCUCGUCAUUUCA